UCGUCGUUGAACACUGACAACGCGCGUUCGGUUUGAUCCCUUCGGAUUGGGAGUUCUAAAGAGUGCAAUGGUGCACGGACGCGAUCGAUCGCCUCUGCAAGAGUGAUCUUUUGAUCGUUCUUUUGUGUUUGUUGUGUGGUGUGGCGGCCGCCGGUCUUCUCGCGAUCGCGUCGUUUUUGUUUGUUUUUCACAAUCUCAAUGCCCUUUAUCACGAUCACGAUCGCGAUCGAGAAGAUCGCGUCUUGGUGUUUUAUCGUGCGUGAGAAGUCGGCGAUGUGAAUCAAUGAACCGACUACGAACGUAGACUUCGACGGUGUGUAAUCGACAAAAGAAGAUCAACAAGUGCGCGAACCAAGAAGAAAGGUAUGUCGGUUUUUGUUGUUCUUGGACGACGACGACGAGGACUGUUCGGUGGUUACAAAACAGGUUUUCCCUGGUGGUGAUUCGCGUUUGCAGAUUGCAAUAAAACUUCGCAUGCGAAGGAAGAUCGUUGCCGCAGGGCGAUCGAGUGCAGGUAGUGGUUGUUCCGCGCGGCGUAGUAGUGGUCCAGCGAGGACGCGCACUCAAGUGUUGCAGACACAGGGCGAAUUGCAUCACAGAUCGAGUGCGAUCGAAUUCGGCUUGCUUUGGAGUGACCUUUGACAUGACCUAAUCGGGCGAAGCAUUUUGUAGUCGUAGUUGCAGGCGUGAGUGACAGUUUCGGCCGCGGAGUGGCCGGUAAUGGCGUGAUCGCCGGUAUAUCGUCGAUCGAGUCGUGUUAAGAGAAAAGUGCGAUCAGCUGCAAUUAGUGCCGGUUGGAUUGAAAAACAAAACUCUUCGACGACGACGACGACGAGAGGUGUGUGUGGUGUGCGCUUUCAACAGGUGAUCGUGUGCGGGUGUCGGCCGGCGAAGUCAUCAACGGUCCAGUGAGGAAGGUCUUUUAAAAAUUGAGAUCAGUGCCGACAUUUCGUCAAUCCGAAGCCUUCGGCUUCGCUCGCUAGACAGUAGUAGAAAGGUGUAUGGUAGUUGAUAUGAAUUUUCAUUUCCGUCGCUCGACGAUGACGGUGAGGGGAUGCCACCACCGGUGAAUUGGCAAUCAGGGAAAAAGAGAGCCGGCGAAAUCUCCGAUGCGGGGUGAUCCCAGCGAUUCGCGGUUUGAUGAUCAAUUCAAGACGCUCGAAAGUGAGACUUCGGGUGAUCACGCGUUCGCCGGGUGUAUCAAUAUUGGCAAAUGAAAUUCGUUAACCUAGAAAACAAAAAGUUUGACAAAUGAUGCAGUGAGCCCAGCGAAACAAAAACCCAAAUUAGUGUACGCCUUUGUUGAGGGAAGAUCAUCUCGUGAAGAGAAUCGAAGAAAAAAGAUCAAGAGUGUGGUGCAAUUAUCGGUCACUGACUGAUACUUGUUUUUGUCCGGUGCGAGACGAGAAUUCGACAAAAGUGAUCAACAAAGGUGCAUUUGUGUAAUUGUGUGUGUGUGCGCGCGUGAGUGUUUUACCAAAGUGGAUUAACCAACCUGACGACGACGAAGAUCGUCGAUCGAGAUUUGCAUCUGCUGAAAUUCCAGCCAACUCAGCCAGAGACCAUGGCUUCCUACAACGAGCUCGACUUCGAGUGGUCCAUACUCUGUGGGAAGGACUGCAAGAACUGGAGUCAUUCAGAUCUGCAACUGGCAGCGGAGCUUGGAAAGACGCUGCUCGAACGGAAUAAGGAACUGGAAACUUCGCUCAAACACCAUCAGAAUAUCAUCGAAGAUCAGGCACAAGAGAUCGAGUACUUAACGAAACAGAAUGGCGCCCUGCGGGAGGUCAACGACUCGCGCAUGAAAAUCUACGAACAGCUGGAAGUCAGCAUACAGGACCUCGAACGGGACAAGUACAAGUUAGCGUUAGAAAACCAAGCCGAAAAGAAGCAUGUCAAAACCCUGUGUCGCAACAUUGAAACCCUGGAAUCCAAGGUCGAAGAACUGGGCAAAACACUGGACGACGUCCGGAGGCAGCUGGAGGCGGAGCGGAAGAAAAACGAACGGUUGCAGAACGACAGCAGCGAUGGCCGACGGAACGGCAAGGAUGGCGUCCUGCUGCGACCGGUUGGAUCGGACCUGGGCGACGGCGACGCCAGCGGACCCGAGGAAGAUGAGAUCACCGAAAUCGACACUUCCCGACCGGAGAACUUCUCGUUCGCCUUCCGGGACCAGUCGCACUCGACGGACGUCACCGACGGCAGCCAUCUGGGAAUCAGCCAACACCAGCAGAACCUCUCCGAUCUGAACCUGGCCGAGGAGAACGAAGAACUGAUCCGGAUAAUGCAGGAGCUGGAGAAGACCCGCAAGUGUUUCAUCGCCGAGCAGAACCGGGUGGCCGAACUCGAGGAACAGCUGGCGGCCAUCGCCCAGGAGAACCAGAUCCUCCAGAGCAAGAUAGUGCAAAUCAACACCACCGAGGAGAUGAAGUCCGUGCACGAGGAGCUGUCCAUCCUGGAGGAAGUCAGGUUAGUGGGGCAAGGCCAAAUGUGCACCCGCUGCCUGCGAGGCUUCGAAGACCGAACGGGUCCGGGCGAUGAUGACGAAUCGAUCCUCACUGGAACCGAGGGUGACGACCGCAGCCUGAUGGAUCUGAUCCAGAAUGCGGACGCCCCCCAGGUGUACCGGUCCUCGGUCACGAUCAAGACUACUUCUCCUAAGCCAGAUACCUUGGAUCUGUCGGGAGCUAGCUCGAACAAUCCAUACCGGGAGCUGGUGGCGAAAUAUGAAGCGCUACUGGAGGUGCAGAGGAAUUCGGUGACUCGGAAGCAGAGUAGUGGACCAGCUACGAAUGCUUCGUCCGGGCAGCCGCAACUGCAGCAGCAGCCCAUGGACGGAGCGGUUUCUCAGCAUCCUCAUGAAGAGCUCGGAUCGGGCGAUUUCAGUUCGUUGAACACCAAGUUCACGGACGAAGAUGGCAGCAAGAAGGACGAUCAGAGCAGCAAUGGAACGAGGCGGAAGAUUGGCCUCCGAACUCCGACGGACUUUUCCGAAGCGGAGACCACCAGUUCCGGGUUCUCGGACGAGAUCAGCAACAAGGCAACGCAGACCGAUGAAGGUCCCAGGAACUUCCUGUGCACGAUUGCCGACGAGAACUGCAAGUUCAGCAUUUAUGAGGACCAGACGGUGAUCGACUCUAGGUUCCGAUUCAGCCCUUCGCAUCGAGAGCUGUUCCGGGAGAUCUUCACCAUCCUGAAGAAGGCGGCCAACAACCGUGACGAAGGAGAGCAGUUGCCGUUGUUGGAUGACCAGAACCCGCCAACAGCGAAGGCUGCAACGGCUCCGAAGGUACCACCGGUGACACCGGCCAAUGAUGAACCCCCGAGCGAGUUUGGCGACGAUACCCAGAGCGUCAUUUCGUCGGCUGUUUCCGAACAGUCAUUUGCCAUGUCCGAGUGCAUCACCAAGUCGGAGCGGAAGAAGAUCGAGAAGCAGACCAAGUACGCGGAGAAGCACGGCGAACAGGAAAACAAGCCUCCGGUAGGAGUGGCUGCGCUGCCUGACGGACGGAUCUUGACACCGUACAAGCGCCAGCCCUUGGAAUAUCUCAGCGUUGCCGUGGGCGUCAACAAGAAGAAGUCCCGUCGUCGUCGCAACCGUGGAGAUAACCUGGAUCGCUCCGACUCUCCAAUUGCCCUGCCAACUCCUCCGCGGGUCUACACCAGCACCGGCAAGAAAGGACGCAGUUCGUACCGCCCUUGGAACCCGAACGAACCAGUGGCAAGCCCAGCCACCGCCGCCAACUCCUCCGCUUCCACUGCUACGGUAGCUUCCGAGUGGAACGGCAACUCCAUGACCAUCUACAACCGCAGCGUCAACUCCCCAACCCCGAACUCUUCCUCGCAACGCAGCGGCCAAAACUUCCGCAGCUCAACCGCCAGCAGCAGCAGCAGUGCCAAUCGGAACACCUCCGCCGGAAGUGCCAGCAGCAACCGGUUCGCUGACCUCACGGACGAAAACGGCGAUGCCGUUGUCCAGUUCAAGCCCUCCUCUGCCAGCCAAGAUCUGCACAAACUGAAGAAACUGGACCUGUCGUACGCGGAAGUUCUGCGCCGAGCCGACCACUGCAAGCAUCACAGCCAGCGGCGCCAGCAGCACCAUCACCAACACAAGUAGGCGACGCCGCCUCUGCACGCAGGUAAAUGACUUUGAAUGUGUUUGUGUCAUCGUCGCCACGAAGCGGGGCAAACGUCAAAAAACGGUCUUGUGUAAUUUUUUUUAUAAGAAUAAUCGUGACGAGCAUGUGCAAGAUUAGCGUUAAGAAGCAAACUAACGACAACAAGUUUCCAACAGUUUUCAUGUUCUUAAAUUUUUGAUAUUCGGACUGGCAAGUCCUGAGGGUAAAUUUGACAGAAUAAAGCAAAACAACAAGCAGAACCAGUAUUAAGAAAUUGCUGACCCCAAAUAAAAACGAGGUUCGAACUACUUGAGCUUCUUUACUUGCGAUUGAGUCGGUCUGUUGGAUGGUUAUAAGUUCGAGCAUAACCUAAUUCUUUCAAAAGCCAUACAGGUCGAUUCGUUCGUCUGGGUCUACUCCGUUAGGUAUAAAACCGUUUUCCAUAAUAGUCGUUUGACACUAAAAUGACAUAAAAAUGAUAGAUGCUACUUGAGUAAUUGAAAUGUCUAACGACUAUUAUGUCAAAGGACCAUCAUGUCAAACACCCCCGUAUGCCACACGGCAUUAUACCAAGCGGCGUCGACAUCUUCUUACAAACAAAACGACGUAAAUAAUGAGAUCCUGAUUUAAUGAGUAAUAUAUAAACAUCACACACACACACACAAAAUAUUUAUCUUACAAAAAAAAUGCAGUGCACGAAAGUAAUAAGGUAAAAAAUCAGAAAACGUACGCCAUAUUGAUUAGUUUGUUUGCGGGCGCCGGAGAGAGCCGCUCCCUCGAUUUGUGACAGCAGGAGGAACUUCCUAGAAGGGACCUAAAAGCCGCGUUGGAGUAAAACCAUUUAUUUAGCAAUUGUUAACUACCCUUAGCUUUAAAUUGGCAACAAAACCACGUGUUCGCUGAACCAUUAUUUUAUUUAGAAGAAAAACAAAGUAGGCUUCGUUUUGGUUAUUGUCGUUUAUUAGUAAUAUUAUUGCCACAUCGAAGUAGGCCGAUGCGAGCAUUGUCAUCACCUAUCGCCGCAAUCUGUCAAAUGUGGGUGAUGACAGUGAUCGUAGUAGUCUGCGGAGAUCGUUAUUGCGCUUUGGUCUUAUUAAAGUUCUUAGAUUUUUUAAAAGUCUGAUGAUAGAGCAUGCGUGCGAUGCGAGAGAAUGAGAAGACUGCGCGAACGGGAAGAGUGCCGAGCAUUCGAACGUGUAAACACGAUACCCAAUUUAGUAGAAGAUAAGAAAGCCAAUCAUUCAACCAACCAACUAAUUAUACUCACUCUUAAUGCGUAAACGAAACAAAAAAAAAGACAAAUGGCAAAUACUUCAGUGGUUGUACUCCCGACUCCCGCAACUUAAUAACAACCGAAAAUCUUAAGCAAACAACACUUACUAAUUCACUUACAUUACAAUUACAAACAAGUUCAAAACUUUCCUGAUGUAUGUAAACAAACAAACAAACA
Aedes albopictus (Asian tiger mosquito) is the source of this 5568-nucleotide messenger RNA. RefSeq lists its product as uncharacterized. Bases 1565 to 4117 code for a protein of 850 amino acids. The transcript is spliced from 7 exons. The record is from RefSeq and is a predicted model, not a curated record. NCBI's taxonomy places the organism in Eukaryota, Metazoa, Arthropoda, Insecta, Diptera, Culicidae.